AUGAGUCAAGACUACUUUUCCCAGGACGCGGGUUCUUCCGCUGGGGAGGGAUCCUCUCGAUCGACCGAACGACAGUCUUCUGAGGAGCGGUUGCCCAGCCAGGUCCCCGGAUAUAUGAUAGUUGGAUCUGGUCCGGCGUCCGGGAAUGCGACCUCGCUGAUGUCUACGUUGAACCAGGACUCCGGGUACGGUGGAAGCGUUAUGGACGACAACUCGGAAAUGGGCCCUGAAUCCUGGCAUGCCGGGUUGAUGGAGGACCGUCCUACUCCAUCACACACGCCGGUAGGACCUGGCUACAUGAGCAAUGCAGCGCAGCAUGAAAGACAAGUUAUCGCGAACCACGUUCAUCAACUCGUAUAUAACUCUAACCGAACCAAACUCGGCCGAUCCGUUACUCGGGCUAUCGAGUUGUUGAAAGAGCUCCAGGAAAUGAACCGGCAAUGGCCAGCGCAUUACCCCUCCAUCCAAAGCACCGACACUCCUCCACAAAACAGACCCAUCCUCUCGCGGACACGUUCAUUUGAAGAGAGUAGAGAGGAGGGUGCUGAAGCCGACCCGCGACCCGGCUCAAUCCGACGUACCGUCACGUCAAUCAGCGAGGCAGCGGAAUCAAGCAGGGCCGCAGAAAACAGGUCACCAGUUGAGCCAAGGCUAGUAACACCACAGAUUGCUCGAGAAUUUUCUAUCUUGAAGCUGGAUUUGAAGCUUGGCGCGUUAUCCCCGGCAGAACUCGUCCAUUCGUUAGAGAAGAACUCUAUAGCUUCCCUUCUCGACGGGAAAGUUAGUCAGAGCAUUAAGCACUUGUUGGCAUUACGAGGAAGGAUAGAGGAUACGUCAAGCAAAGUCCUCAUUACCGGAGAUCUUAACGCCGGAAAAUCAACUUUUUGCAAUGCCUUAUUACGUCGCAAGAUUCUUCCUGAAGACCAGCAGCCAUGCACUAGUAUCUUCUGUGAAGUGCUUGAUGCUAGAGAAAACGGAGGAGUGGAGGAAGUGCACGCCAUCCCAAAGGACAAGCAAUACAAUAGAAACGACGAGAGCACCUAUGACGUUUACUCUCUUACCGAUCUCGAGUCUAUUGUUGUGGAUAACAGCAAAUACAUGCAAUGCAAGGUAUACGUGAAGGACGUGCGAACAAUCGACGAAUCUCUACUCAACAAUGGAGUUGUCGAUAUCGCCCUGAUCGACGCCCCAGGCCUAAACUCUGAUUCGGUCAAAACUACCGCUGUCUUCGCCCGACAGGAAGAAAUUGACGUUGUUGUCUUUGUUCUUUCCGCCGCGAACCAUUUCACCCUGUCAUCAAGCGAGUUUAUCAGGAAUGCCGCCCAUGAAAAGGCCUAUAUCUUUAUAGUUGUCAACGGAUUUGAUAACAUCAGAGACACAGCCCGGUGUCAACGGACUAUUUUGAACCAAGUGGCCGCUUUGAGCCCACACACUUACAAGGAGUCUGCUGAGCUGGUUCACUUCGUUUCCAGUAACGCCAUUCCUGUUGCACCUGUCAGUGGGGGUGGGGGUGGUGAUGGCGACGAUGAUGAUAACGACGAUGACCCGAAGGGUAAGGGCAAAGGGAAGGAAAAAGCGAAAGAGAAGCUCCGCGAUUUUGAAAAUCUGGAGGGUGCUCUACGACGAUUUGUCCUCGAGAAGCGAUCUAGAUCCAAGCUUGCUCCAGCCAGAACCUACUUACUUAACAUCUUGUCCGACCUUAACGUUCUUGCUAGGGUCAAUCGCGAUGUUGCCGUAGCAGAGUUGGAACGUGUAUCGGCGGAGCUCAGUGAACUUGAACCAGCCUAUGAAAAGAGCAAGAUUCAGCGGACAGAGAUCUCCGAGCAACUAGAACGCUCUAUGGCAGCCUCAUCCAAUGAUGUAUACAACCAUACCCGCUCAUCUCUUGCGGAAAAAAUAUCGACAGUCGCCCAGUCUGAUCUGGGUGUGGAUUACCCAGGUCUUCUGUCAGUUUUCCGCUAUGCUGAGGACGUCAAACUGGCAAUGCUCGACCAAAUCACUGCCUGUGUUUACCAAUGCGAAGACUACUCGCGCAAGAAAUGCGUUGAAAGUGUCAAUAUGAUCCAGAGCAUUGGAUUACUGCAUGUUGGCGAAAAUAAAUUCCCCAGCCUAAACUUCCGCUCCGAAGUCAUGUUUAGGCAGCACCGUCAUGAAUUGGCGCGACAAAUACAUACCGAACUUGACAUCUGGGAUUUCAUUGAUCUUCCCGGCUUCUGGGAGCGACAAGAGAAAGUGGCAGGUACCGGCAUGGCUAUGACUGUCGUUGGUGUGCUUGGAGGAAGAGCGUUAGGAGGAAUUGGCUGGCUUGAUGGUGUCUUAGGAGCUGCAAGAAUGCUUGGUCCGAAUAAUAUGCGCAGGUUAUUAAUACCCGGCUUGUUGGGUGCAACAAUAUUGGCCGGAGCAUACAUUCUCUCCCAGGUCCCAACAUCUCUCCCGUCAAGCUUAUCUCGUAAGAUCGCUGUGACUCUCGCAGAAAUGGACUACAUCCACUCAAAUGCCAGCCGUAUAUCUGCUGAAGUUGGGCGAGUUCUUCGUGUCCCCGCGACAAGAUUGCAAUCAACUCUGCAGAUAGCGGCCGAAGAACUUUCCAAGCGCAAGGAUGAGGUUGGGAAAAUUAAAAAAGAAAGCGAAAUUGCACAGAAAUACUUCUCGAAUCUCUUCCGCGAAAGUACCGAACAUAGAAGAACAGUGGAACAGAUCGACCUUGAUGCGCAAGCUCCCCCUGCUGCCGCAUAA
Messenger RNA from Arthroderma uncinatum, 2736 nucleotides. RefSeq names its product transmembrane GTPase Fzo1. Gene Ontology annotation, cellular component: mitochondrial outer membrane. Gene Ontology annotation, molecular function: GTPase activity; GTP binding. Gene Ontology annotation, biological process: mitochondrial fusion. The coding region runs from base 1 to 2736 and encodes 911 amino acids. Lineage: Eukaryota; Fungi; Ascomycota; Eurotiomycetes; Onygenales; Arthrodermataceae. The record is from RefSeq and is a predicted model, not a curated record. The transcript is spliced from 4 exons.